Punica granatum (pomegranate) is the source of this 2838-nucleotide messenger RNA. The record is from RefSeq and is a predicted model, not a curated record. NCBI's taxonomy places the organism in Eukaryota, Viridiplantae, Streptophyta, Magnoliopsida, Myrtales, Lythraceae.
AUGGGGAGAGAUGUUUGGGUCUUCCCCUUCCUCAGCCUCCUCUCAUUUUUGAUCUCACGCCAUUCAAUAAUAAUAGCUGUUGCUGUUCCCACCAGCAAUACAUCAUCCCCUUAUUCGUCCCAACGCCCGAACCAUGCCAGUGAAUGCGAUGCCCUGCUCCAGUUCAAUCAAUCAUUUACCAUCUCAAGGGAUGCCUCUGCAAAUUGGCUUUGGGGAGUCCUCCAUUCCAACAGCACUCUCUUCUCGCUCCGGAAUCUUCAGUGGCUAAAUCUCGCUGGCAACAAUUUCAUUGACUCGCAAAUUUCAUCGAGGUUUGGUAUACUUACAGGAUUGGCACAUCUCAAUCUCUCUGGUUCUUCCUUGUCGGGGAUCAUUCCUCUGGAGAUGAUAUCUCAUCACCUUUCCAGCCGAAUUUCACUCGAUCUCGCUGGUAACUUCGGCCUAACAGUAGAAGAGGAUCGUAAUUUCAGGAGGUUUGUUAGUAAUCUCACUCAGCUAAGAGAACUUGCUCUUGAUAGUGUAGACAUGUCUAGAGUUUCUCUUACCUCCUUCAUGAAUCUUUCUUCCACUCUGACUUCUUUGAGUCUUGAUGACUGCUUUCUACAAGGGACAUUCCCAAUUAAUAUCUUCCAUCUCCCAAAGCUCCGCAUUCUCUCUCUUUCUAAUAAUUAUGAUCUCACGGGUGCUUUCCCCCAAACAAAUUGGAGUAGUAGCCCACUUGUCCGCUUGAUUCUAUCAUAUACAAAGUUCCACGGACCAAUUCCUGAUUCAGUGGGGAAUCUCACAUCCUUGGAAUAUUUGGACCUCUUAGACAGCGAAUUUACUGGUUCGAUACCACCAACACUUGGAAACCUUGACCGCCUCUCUUCCUUGUCCCUCAGUGUUUUCAACCUCAGUCGUAUCGUCGUAGACUUUGAAAUGUUUGCAAAGCUAAAGAAUCUUGAGCACCUUUGGCUUGUGAGGAACCUUAACUUAAUGCUUCCGAACAGUGGGAACUGCUCCUUCCCGCGGCUCAAAGAGUUGACACUCCUUGGCGUCAACUUGACCAGUACAUUCCCAUAUUUCUUGAGAUCUUCACCUGAGCUGGAAGUGUUGGACCUUUCCGGAAACAUGAUUAGUGGUCCAAUUCCUGAAUGGUUUGGGAGAGUUCGGAGCAACACGCUGAUAUACUUGGAUCUAUCAUCUAAUAAUUUUACCGAAGAGAUUCCAUCCUCAAUCUGCCAACUGAGUUCAAUAAGAGAUAUGUUUCUCUCAUACAACAGACUCAAUGGCACCAUCCCGAGAUGCUUGGGAAAUUUAAGCAAUAUCUUCAGAUUGGGUUUGGUUGACAAUCAAUUACAUGACACUUUCCCACACUGGUUGUUGAAUGCGACCCAAGCAUUUUAUCUAGGUUUGCAGUCGAACGAGUUUCACGGGGUCAUUAAUGAAACUCCCCUCCCUCCGCAGCUUAGAUACUUAUACCUCUCCAACAACCAAUUUUCUGGACAGUUGCCGUUUAGUGGAGACAUUCCUCAUCAGCUCUGCAACGCCACUCGGCUAGAAGUGGUGAACCUCUCCAAUAAUAGCUUAACCGGUUCCAUUCCUCACUGUUUCAUAAAUUUAAGUGCAUCAGUGUUGGACCUCGGAGCAAAUAAGCUUGUUGGUCAAAUACCAGAGAUAUUUUUCUCGAGGAACAACUUGAAGAUGAUUCAGUUGAGUCAAAAUCGACUUGAAGGUACUCUGCCUCGAUCUUUGGCCAAUUGCAAGAAUUUGGAAGUUUUGGAUCUCAGUGAAAAUGAGUUGGAGGGACGCUUCCUUUAUUGGUUAGACACUCUUCCGAAUUUGCAAGUGCUCAAUUUGAGAUCCAACAAGCUUCGUGGUCUGAUUAACAGCUCCAGAAAGAAUAAUCAUCCCUUCCCGAAGUUGCAUAUUUUUGACCUCUCUAACAACAGCUUUUAUGGUCAUCUUCCGACUGAGUACAUUGCCAACUUCAUAGCCAUGAAGAAUGAAUCAAGAAGCGCUUCACAAUACAUGUGGGUAAAUGAUACUCGAGCAACCUAUCAAGAUUCUGUUACGGUGGUCAUGAAAGGGUUGGCGACUGAGUUGGUGAGAAUUCUGACAGUGUUUACGUCCAUCGACUUCUCGAGGAACUUCUUCGAAGGGCAGAUCCCAGAGUCAAUCGGAGAUCUAAAAGCACUCAAGGGAUUCAAUGUUUCUCACAACAAUCUGACUGGCAGCAUCCCUUCUUCUGUGGGGAACCUGACGAAUCUUGAGUGGUUGGACCUCUCCUCGAACAAGCUGGACGGGAAGAUCCCUGGAGGAUUGGCGGAUCUUACAUCGCUCGCCUGGUUGAAUCUCUCAGACAACCAGCUCGAGGGACUGAUUCCUCAAAGCAGGCAAUUUGACACAUUCAACCACCCCUUUGACGGGAAUCCUAGAUUGUGUGGGUAUCCCUUGCCAAACCCAUGUGGGACCAACGAGCAGCAGUUACCGCCUUCAACAUCCUUGGAAGAUGGAGAAGAGAAGGCGCAAUUCGAGCACUGGAUCGAAUGGAGGGCAGUGGCAAUGGGCUAUGGAUGCGGAAUUUCAUUCGGGAUAUCAGCAGGGUACAUUAUGCUGGAAACCAGGAGGCCGAAAUGGCUGGUGCGAAAGGUUGAGCGAUGGCUGGUGAGAACGGUCGAGAGGAAGAGACGUAGAAAGACAAAUAAGCCGAAGAAAAACGCGGCUCAAAGAAAUCAUAUGAGAAUCAACAGGAGAAGGGAUCGUGUGGACGAUGUUCUUGAGCGUGACAACCCGCGACAUCUGGAACAGAGGAUGGAGCAAAUCGUGAAUCAGAGGAUGGAUUGUAUGAUAGAAUAG